Danaus chrysippus (African queen) is the source of this 2364-nucleotide messenger RNA. The record is from the annotation of a GenBank genome assembly. Lineage: Eukaryota; Metazoa; Arthropoda; Insecta; Lepidoptera; Nymphalidae.
AUGGGUAGUUCAGAAGAAAAUGUGCAAACGAAUGAUGAUGGGAACGAGGUUGACAACGUGGUUAAAGGUGUGCCAAGUGAUACUCCUGAAAAUACCGCCACUGAGAAUACAGAAACCUCUUUAAAUAUUAGUGUAUCUUCUAACACUGGUAAUGACGCUAUUUCGUCUAAGGACAAAGAUGGUGCCGGAACAGGAUGUUCAAAGAAAACCAAAAAGAAAUCCAGACACGGUAAAAAGAGUCACUUACCUGUGAAAGACAAUCUCGAAAGAAGCGCCGUGCGACGGGUUCAUCAUACUGGCACAAAGUUUAAACAAAGUAAAAAACGAGCACAAAGUUUUCCUUCCAUAUCAAAAUUCUUCCUUCCAUACAAAAGGCCACGCAAGGAAGCUUUUAUUCCACCAACAAAAUUUCUUCUUGGUGGUAACAUAUCUGACCCAUUGAAUCUAAAUAGUUUACAGGAUGAAGAUGUGAACAGGGCUAUGAAUGCGGUAACUCCAGAAUCUUCACCGUUACCCACCCCACCAAGGCACAAGGCAAAGAUAGAUGUAAUUAUUCCGCCUAAUAUAAGAGAUCCUCUUAAUCUGAUGGAGCCUUUGGAUAAUGAAGAGUAUGAGAAGAGGUUGGAGAUGCAACAACGCAAGCCCAGAAAGAAACCACGGUUAAGACGUCGCACAACAGAAUCCAAUCCGCCUCUUGUAGAAGUCAAACCAGAAUUGGAGGAAGGCAUCAAGGAACCACCACCACCCGAACCAUCCACAUCUAAAGCACGAAAAAGAUCAUGUAGCGAUAGUGAAAAUAGCUCAUUAAAAGGAAAGGAUGGUAAAAAACUGCGUCGGAUGGACUCAUUAGAUAAGAUUGUGAGUCCAGUUGUUCCACAACCUGGGGCAUGGAUGAGGGCCAGACCUCAGCAACGAGCUGCUACACAAGACCGGCCCGCCUCACCUCACCGGACCAAACUGAAGAGUCUCUCGGAAGAUCAAAAAAUGCCUACAUUUCAUGCAAAAAAUUCAAGAUAUCAGUAUGGAAAUUAUGAUAGGUAUUAUGGCUAUCGUAAUUUAAAUGCUAUGAUGGAUAUAAGACUGCAAGUUUUUGAGAUGCAUCGGCACCUUUUUCAAAACAAGGAUGUACUCGAUAUUGGAUGUAAUGUAGGACAUAUAUCAAUAGCUGUCGCUCGCACACUUGGAGCCAAAUCAGUCGUUGGAAUUGACAUUGAUUCUGUGCUUAUUGGGAGAGCAAGAAAAAAUCUCAAAUCAUUCAUACCAGUACCAUCACACCAGCCGAAGGAGGAUGAUAAGAAAGUUGAUGGAGAUGAGAAACAAAUUGACUGUGAUAAGUUCAAAGAAGACAAGGUCGAAGAAACUUCCAAUGAGAAUAUUGAUAAAGAUGAUGACUCAAAAAAGGCUCUGCCAGUGAGAAAAUUGAAGAAGCCACGAAAAAAUAGGAAAUCUUUUCAUAAACAGGAACAAGGCCAAUGCUUUUUCCCUGUGUCAAUGGCUAUGAUGUUUGGGCCGCUAGCCGAACCUAAAGUUGUGGAGCCUGCAUCUAGUUUUCCAUAUAACGUCACAUUCAAACAGGGGAACUACGUGCCUCGGGAGGAGGUAACAGUUGGUUCUGGCAUUGAGAGUCCACAGUUUGACCUCAUCUUAUGUUUGUCUACAACAAAAUGGCUCCAUCUAAAUUGGGGUGACGCGGGUCUGAAGCGAGCGUUUCGACGAAUGUUCGCUGACCUCCGCCCUGGAGGCAAACUGGUUCUUGAGGCUCAGAAUUGGGCCAGCUAUAAGAAAAAGAAGCGCUUAACGCCGACAAUUUAUGAGAACUUCAAUUCCAUCGAAUUGUUUCCAAGCAAGUUCCGUGAGUAUCUCCUGUCUCCGGAGGUAGGAUUCAGCAAGUGUUGCAUUCUGGGCGUCCCGCAGCACGCGAGUAAGGGCUUCCGUCGGCCGAUACAGUUGUACGUGAAGGGCGACUUCACGCCGAGCAAGGCGCGGUGGUCGGAUGCGCACGCGCCGUCCUCCCACCACCGACCAGAAGCGGAGCCUCCCCGGCGCACAGUGUACGCGCCGGUCUCGCCCGCAUACCGCCCGAGUGACUACGCGCCCUCCUGCGGCGCUGUUACUCCGUAUUCACCGAAUCUGGACUGUAGCGCCGAUGACUCCCCGUUCUACAACCCUCGCAGUGACUCGUACGCGCCGUCGUACCAGCCGCCGCGGCCGACGGUGUACGCUACCCUGCCCUCCCCCCUGGGCAGCGCGUCUCCGGUGCCGUCGCCCGCAUCACCCGCGUCCCCUGCGCCGCACGCCUCCCCCGCCCCCGACCCGCUGUCGGCGCGGGGAUUCCCCCAGCCGGAGAGGAUGCACGACGACUGA